Protobothrops mucrosquamatus (brown spotted pit viper) is the source of this 669-nucleotide messenger RNA. RefSeq names its product mal, T cell differentiation protein. Lineage: Eukaryota; Metazoa; Chordata; Lepidosauria; Squamata; Viperidae. Gene Ontology annotation, cellular component: membrane. The annotation marks the transcript as partial. The record is from RefSeq and is a predicted model, not a curated record. The transcript has 3 exons. Gene Ontology annotation, molecular function: structural constituent of myelin sheath. Gene Ontology annotation, biological process: myelination.
GUCUUUGGUGGCCUGGUCUGGAUCCUUGUGGCUUCUACCAAAGUUGGUGAACACUUGAGUCAAGGCUGGGUGAUGUUUGUCUCGGUGUUUUGCUUUGUAAUUUCUACACUUCUUUUCCUCUUAUAUUUAUGUGGAGCUCACGGUGGAAAAAGUGCUUGGGUUGCUUUGGAUGCUUUCUACCAGGUAAUUGCAUCACUUUUCUAUUUGAGUGCAGCAGUUUUGCAAGCCUACAUUACAAUAGUGCUUAAGGAUAUUGGUGUGUUCAAGGUGUACCAAAUAGAUAUAGCAGCUGUGGUUUUUGCAUAUGCAGUCACACUGACUUAUGUCAUCCAUAUGGUGUUCUCCCUGCUGAGAUGGAAAUCUUCUUAAACCCUAUGUUCUAUGGAUUUUACAGACAUAUGUGUGUGUUUUUUUUGUAAAGAACUUUCUUUAGAAAUCUUAUAUAAAAAUAAUGUACUUUAUUACGUGUUAACGGUAAAUUUCUUUAUUAAUAUUUACUCUUAAUCGACCCCCCGGAUUCCAAGUCUUUGUUAGAAGAGAGUGAAGGAAACUCAGUAUAUCUACCUUAAAAUAUAUUUGUAUUUACAAUGCCUUUUAUGUAAAUGGACAAUAAAUGGUAAUUUACAGUUAUGUAAAUUGUACAAUAAAAAGCUUCAAGUUCAACUUUUA